Balaenoptera acutorostrata (minke whale) is the source of this 2729-nucleotide messenger RNA. RefSeq names its product glycoprotein M6B (gene GPM6B). Bases 687 to 1673 code for a protein of 328 amino acids. Gene Ontology annotation, biological process: axon development; central nervous system myelination. The record is from RefSeq and is a predicted model, not a curated record. The transcript is spliced from 8 exons. Lineage: Eukaryota; Metazoa; Chordata; Mammalia; Artiodactyla; Balaenopteridae. Gene Ontology annotation, molecular function: structural constituent of myelin sheath. Gene Ontology annotation, cellular component: plasma membrane; myelin sheath.
AAAGAAAAAGAAAAUGGAGACCCUGGGCAAGUCCUUUGAGUAGAUCCUGCCAGGGUCAGGGGUAAAUGAAAUAAAACAAACGGUGAUGCCCCGCCAAGGGGUCCCAGGGGCAAGAAAGAGUUGGCUUGUGCGAAGACACGCUUUCUGCUGGAACACACACCGGCCGAUCGCUGAGUCACGUGGUGGGAGGGGGCUCUCUCUCCUCUCAGCUCCACAGCCCCUGCUGUGAUGUCACAAAUCUAUUCUUUCCUGGGAGAAUUAAUUAGCAUUCAUCGGGUGCAGCUGGCGAGGAGGAAGGAGGGAGCCGGAGCGCACGCGUAGGCCGGCCAGAGGCGCAGCCCUGUCGGUCGGGGCGCGGCACGUCGCCCCCCACGCCACCCCGGCCCUGGGAGCCGCAUCGGGACUCGGCAGCGGCGGGCAGGCGGUGGCGGUUUUAUAACCGGAUUCUCCGUGACGUACGGCUGCCGGCUCCUUGGCAGCUAUCUUUCUGGACCAGUAGGCAGAGGGGGAUUGACGCCGACGAGACUUUUGCAUCUUGGAAGGGACUGUAAUCUUCUGUAGUGAAGAACAGAAGCUCUCAAUCACGCGGGUGUAAAUAAGAGCCGGAGGGGAGCCCAAAAGAAAAGGAAGAGGAGGGGGAGAAGUGUGUAUUGGGGGGAGCGGGCAAAGCAUUUUUGGUGGAUGGUAUGAAGCCAGCCAUGGAAACUGCAGCCGAGGAAAAUACUGAACAAAGCCAAGAGAGAAAAGUGAACAGCAGAGCUGAAAUGGAAAUUGGCAGGUACCACUGGAUGUACCCAGGCUCAAAGAACCACCAGUACCGUCCCGUGCCAACCCUGGGGGACAGGGCUAGCCUCUUGAGCAGUCCAGGCUGCUUCGAAUGCUGCAUCAAGUGUCUGGGCGGAGUCCCCUACGCCUCCCUGGUGGCCACCAUCCUCUGCUUCUCCGGCGUCGCCUUGUUCUGCGGCUGUGGGCACGUGGCUCUCGCGGGCACCGUGGCGAUCCUCGAGCAACACUUCUCCACCAACACCAGUGACCACGCCCUGCUGAGCGAGGUAAUACAACUGAUGCAGUAUGUCAUCUAUGGAAUUGCGUCCUUUUUCUUCUUGUACGGGAUCAUUCUGUUGGCAGAAGGCUUCUACACCACGAGCGCAGUGAAAGAGCUGCACGGGGAGUUUAAAACAACCGCCUGCGGCCGGUGCAUCAGUGGGAUGUUCGUCUUCCUCACCUAUGUGCUGGGAGUGGCCUGGCUGGGCGUGUUUGGUUUCUCUGCGGUGCCCGUGUUUAUGUUCUACAACAUAUGGUCAACCUGUGAAGUCAUCAAGUCCCCCCAGACCAACGGGACAGCCGGGGUGGAGCAGAUCUGCGUGGACAUCCGGCAGUACGGUAUCAUCCCUUGGAAUGCCUUCCCAGGAAGAAUGUGUGGCUCGGCCCUGGAGAACAUCUGCAACACCAGUGAGUUCUACAUGUCCUACCACCUGUUCAUCGUGGCCUGUGCCGGAGCUGGCGCCACCGUCAUUGCCUUGAUCCACUUCCUCAUGAUACUGUCUUCUAACUGGGCUUACUUAAAGGAUGCAAGCAAAAUGCAGGCUUACCAGGAUAUCAAAGCAAAGGAAGAACAGGAACUGCAAGAUAUCCAGUCUCGGUCAAAAGAACAACCCAAUUCUUACACAUAAAUGUUUGCCAGAGGCUCUCGGCCGAUGAAUUUACAGCUCUGACAAAUCAUCAGACAGCUGCUCUGCAGUACAGAUGUGUACCCCACCAAACAAAACUCAUGUAGAAGUCCAAACAAAAACACUUCACUGUCUGUCUCAAGCUGCUGGGAUGUAUUUCUAGGAAAACCUUCCAGUAGGUAAAUCCUUUUCUUUAGAACAGACAUUGGAGGUUUUUGCAUGGGAGCCAUUUUAAAAGGCAACACUUUGACAAAAUGAGUGUUCAUCCGUUUGAAAAUCUGUGGCAUGUUCACAAUCCUACCAAGCCAGACAGGGGUAUGAUGUAUGCUCGCAGCCUAUCUUAUCUAUCUUGAUAGGGACCAUGCCAUACCAGCAGCAGGGGGUGUGACCACAGAUUCACUUAGGCCAUCCGUUCUCAGAUCAGUGUAUCUAAAAUAGGAGGUAAAGUGGAAUUGACGUGAAGUUCCAUUUCUGACAGACCGCUGACAUUUAUGAAGCUGGGGCUCAAAGAUAAAGUGAUUCUUAGAAUUGACCUUUUUUAAAAAAAAAAAAAUAGCUGACCUCCCCGCCUGCAGGACAUAUUAAUUUCCUGCUCCAAUCAGAAAUCUUUUUUUCCCAAGAAUGUUCAAAUGAGCCCAUUAUAAUAAUUCUGCUACACUGACCGUGGAAGAAGCUGGAUUCCAACUGACAAACUUUCCAGAAUCAAUUUUAUAAAUCGAUUUCAUUUUAAUACAGUGACCCAGUUGUCGUCAUUCUUCUUGAGAAAUGUCAGCUCUGCCUUAAUCAGUAUUUAUUUGCUUUAAAUUUCUAAGAGCUUACACCAGGCAACCCCAAAUCCUUCAUAGAAUUUUGUUCCACAAAUGUUUUUCUUAAUGGAGAAGUGUUACCUUAUUAAAAUGACCACCACUCAAAACCGUUUUUACAUGGUCUGAAUAGUGAGUUUACAGUUUCAUACCAACUAUCUAAAACCGAAUUACCAACAGACCGCAGACCUCCUACUGUUAUGGACUUGAAUACUGAAGUAAUUUCAAUUAGGGUUGGUAUUUAUGUCACUUUUUC